GUGCAGUGUGUGCCCGCCAGGUCGACUGCAGACCCAGACACCGUGCAGACACCACUGGACGACAGCCGCCAUGCUACGCACGAGGCAGCCACCUUGGACCGCGCUGCUGCUAUCGGUGGUGGCAGCGUGCAGCGCGGCGCAUGCGCAGUUCGUGGGGGAGGAGUGCGCCCUGCUGCUGGACGGGCCGGGCCGCACCAGCGCCUUCGACUACGCCCUCAACGCCCUGCGCGGCUCCUUCGGCUACAACGGCCAACAGACGUGCAUCACGUACGACGCCGUCAACCAGGCGUACCUGCAGGCCAGGAAGCGCAUCAAUGUGGCACAUCCAAAGGCACAUAUCUGGAAGGCUGAGGAGGUGGCAACGGUGGGCGAGCUGCUGCUUGAUAUCUCCAUCAAUUUGGCAAAGACAUAUGGUCUGACCUACGAAGAGAUCGAGAAGGGUCUGCCACUGAUCGACACAUCCAAGACGCUGAUCCGCGAGGUGUGUCCACCAUUCCUGUCCAACGUGGAGUGCAGACCCGGCAAGUACCGCCGCUUCGACGGUCUCUGUACCAACUUGCAGCAUCCAACCUGGGGUGCCAUCAUGACUCCUUUCAGCAGGUUGGUGGGCCCGCUGUACGCUGACGGCAUGACGGCGCCCCGCAUCAGCGUGUCGGGCAACCAGCUGCCGCUGCCCCGGAUCGUGUCCCGGACGAUGCACCCCGACGAGGGCUACCACGACCACGCGGGCACCGUCAUGGUCAUCGCCUGGGGGCAGUUCAUGGACCACGACUACACACUCACCGCCACGCCGCUCGACCCCAUUAACCGCAACGAGCCAGAGGAGUGCUGCCACCGGCCGCCGCACCUCCGCAACCCCUACUGCCUGGACAUCCUCAUUCCAGAGGACGACUACUUCUACAGCCUGUUCAACGUCCGUUGCCAGGACUUCGUCAGGGGUUUCCCCGGAGCGAGGCCCGGCUGCAGACUCGGCUCCAGGGUGCCGUUCAACACAUUAACUGGCGUGCUCGAUGGCAACACGGUGUACGGAGUCACAGAGAAGUUUGCCAGGCACCUACGCGCCGGCUACGGCGGUCUGCUACGCAUGAACCCGGUGUUCAACGAGUUCGGCCUCAAGGACCUGCUGCCACUCAAGCUGGAUAUCCCGGAUGAGGGCUGCACGCGGCCCAACAGGUCCAUGUACUGCUUCGAGGGAGGUGAGAUUCGAGUGAACGAGCAGCUGGUGCUGGCGUGUAUGCACACGCUGAUGGCGCGGGAGCACAACCGCCUCGCCAACGGACUCGCCCAGGUCAACCCCCACUGGGACGACGAGACGCUCUUCCAGGAAGCACGUCGUAUCGUCAUAGCUGAGAUCCAGCACAUCACAUACAACGAAUUCCUGCCCAUCAUUCUUGGCAAGGAGGUCAUGGAGAAAUUUGGUCUUCUCUCGCAGAAAGAGGGCUACUGGGACGGCUACGACCCGAACGUGAACCCAGGCGUGAUCGACGCGUUCGCCGGCGCCGCCUUCCGGUUCGCGCACUCGCUGCUGCCCACCGCCGUAGAGCGCUGGAGCAAGGCCCACAGGUUCAUCGCGUCCAAGCGGCUGUCUGAACUGAUCCGCAAGCCGUACGACCUGUACCGAGCUGGAGUGAUCGACGAGUACUUCAUGGGCCUCAUGAACCAGGUGGCCCAGGCCGUCGACGACUCCGUCACUCAGGAGGUGACCAACCACCUCUUUAAGAAGCCUGGAAUGAGGUUCGGUCUAGACCUCGCGUCAUUCAACAUGCAACGCGGUCGAGACUUCGGCCUUCCGGGAUACAUGGAGUUCAGGAAGUUUUGCGGAUUGCCUGGUGCUGAGACAUUCGAGGAGCUUUUCGGCAGCAUGUCCAACGAGACCAUAAGGAAAUACGCCGCCAUCUACCAACACCCGAGCGACGUGGACCUGUGGUCGGGCGGUCUGUCGGAGCAGCCACUGCCGGGCAGCAUGGUGGGCCCCACGUUCGCCUGCAUCAUCGCCACGCAGUUCAGCUACUCCCGCCGAGGGGACCGCUUCUGGUACGAGCUGCCCAACCAGCCCUCCUCCUUCACGCCAGAGCAACUGCAAGAAAUUAGAAAAAUUAAGCUGUCUAGAGUGGUUUGCGAUAAUACAGAUCUCAUUGACACCAUACAGAUCUAUCCUAUGGUGCUGCCUGAUCAUGAGAUCAACCCACGAGUGCCGUGCCGCAGCGGAGUGAUCCCAAGCAUCGACCUCACCAAGUGGGCAGAGUUCGCUGUGCCUUCGGCGCCGGCAGCCACCUACGUCAGCAACAUCGCCUCCGUGUUCGACGUGCUCGGCAGGAGGAAGAAGAAGUAAAGCAGAAGUGGCGGCUAAUCCAGAAUGUACUGGUGUCUGGUCAGCACCGGCAUUCUGCGACUUACUCGAACAGAUGACGGGGAUCACGAACCGCUGCUAGGGGGCUGUGCAUCAGACAGCAUCUUGGGCCAGCUACGUCGACAGCCACGCCGUCGAAGGUUGUGUCAGUGCCAACUCGUGCAGUCUCUCUUACCUCCCAAAGUACCACCCACUCGACAGCACGUGUCACACAUGUACGCCAGUCACAUGCAGCGGAAUUCUCAAUCUGCACGUACUCUUUAACAAUGCUGUGUUUACAAAUGAGAAGUGAAGUAAACUGUGGUUGAAAACUGCAACAAACAUAACACGAACGGUCGUAAGGCAUACUGCCUAGUGGCUGCUCAAGGACCAAUUAGGUCCGUGUAAUAAACUAUUUUGUUAAGUUUCUUCUCGUUACUAUUUCAAGAGAGUAUUCAUUGCUCCUCCUACAGUAUGCCAUAAUCGUCUUUUGCAGUGUGUCGACUUUGGCUCAACGAUUUGUUCCUUUUUACAGAUUACAUAUUCCCGAUUUCGUUUAUAUUCAUCCAUGAGUUUCAAAACAAUCUUACGAAUCUCAAGCGACUGUGGACGCUUACAUAUUACAUUUAAUAUUCAACUAUCAUCUUCUGUGAAGCAAGAUAUUAGUCAUGUCAGUCUUCGCAAUUGCUACGACUAACGAAAAAGUGUAUUGUGUCAAAACUCCAAAUUGUGCUACGUUUGACAAUUCCCAAGAACUAUUUGUAAAAUACCUUUUGGGGUUGUAAGAAAAUAUUUAUUUGGCUUCAGUAACAUUACACAGCUGUUGUGACAUUCUCUGACAGAUAAUGAAUAAUCAUUCCAUACUAAUACCAUAAGGUCUUGGUUUCUUGUAUCAUAAAACACGCUAGAGGUAGUUAUAUAUUUUUGUAUGUCUGUGUAUGUAAACGAAUAAUUAACGAACGAAAUGUAAUAUACUCGUAUGUUAAGUUGUUUAUAUAGUUACAAUAUCUGUAAACAAACUGUAUAUAAGAAUCUGAUGCAGAACCUUUGGUGUCAGCAUGUAAAAACAUAAGUUUAUCCUUUUUUUAUCGCUUAUACAUAAUUUGAGUAUUAAAUUUCUUAUAUUUAUUAUA
Schistocerca gregaria is the source of this 3462-nucleotide messenger RNA. RefSeq names its product peroxidase-like. Bases 71 to 2332 code for a protein of 753 amino acids. Lineage: Eukaryota; Metazoa; Arthropoda; Insecta; Orthoptera; Acrididae. Gene Ontology annotation, biological process: response to oxidative stress. The transcript is spliced from 18 exons. Gene Ontology annotation, molecular function: heme binding; peroxidase activity. The record is from RefSeq and is a predicted model, not a curated record.